Molecule: messenger RNA, 948 nt
Organism: Limanda limanda (common dab)
Lineage: Eukaryota; Metazoa; Chordata; Actinopteri; Pleuronectiformes; Pleuronectidae
Product: arrestin domain-containing protein 3-like
Exons: 6
Coding region: 1-948 (315 amino acids)
Biological process (GO): protein transport
Cellular component (GO): plasma membrane; cytoplasm
Source: RefSeq, a predicted model, not a curated record
AUGUCUCCGAUAAAGGACUUCACUUUUUCAUAUGAAGCUCUCAACCCAGAGAUCUUCUUCUCUGAGGGCGACACCAUCACAGGCACAGUGAAUGUGACUUUGACUAAAGACACCAAGGUCAAGAGCCUCUCCCUCAAAGCCAAAGGGGGCGCGUGCGUCCGCUGGAUAGAGGGAGACGGAGAGAGUGUGGAAAUUCAUCGCGCGACCAAGAGAUAUCUCGAAGUGAAACGAUAUCUGGUCUCAGAAACUUCCAAAGACACUGUACUUCCCCGAGGAGUCAAUCACUUGGAGUUCAGCCUUACAAUCCCCCUGGGGGAUCUGCCAUCAUCGUUCAAGGGGCGUUAUGGAAAGAUUGUUUACAAGCUCGAGGCUAAGCUGUCCAGGUCCUGGCACUGGCCUUUAAGACUAAAAUGCGAGAUCAACGUUUUUUCAAAGUCGCUCCAACACCUUGACCAAGUCUCAAUGUACGGUUCAGUGAACACAGACGUGGGUUUUUUUUCGAGGAGAACGGUCAAAAUGCUUGCAAUCGUCGACAGACUGAUUAACUCUCCAGGUGACACUGUGUCAGUUUCUGUCGAUAUCCACAACCCCUCUUCCAAACGAUUGAAGCCCAAAGUAAUUUUACAGCAGAACACAGAGUACAGCACCAAAUUCUCCACUAAAACUUGUGUCACAAAUCUGUGCAAAAUUAUUGGGAAAAAAAUCAAUAAGAAAUCACAAGAAAUGGUCACCUACCAGUUGAAGAUUCCUGAUGAUGCCAUCUACACCCUCGCGAACUGUAAGCUUGUCUCAGUUCGAUAUUACCUCAAGGUGUAUUUGGACAUCAGCUUUGCUAAAGACCCAGAGGUAGAGUUUCCACUGGUCAUCGUUCCCUCUUCCGUGUGUAACGCAGUGCUUGAAGAGGCUGUGGAGACGAACCACGCUGGUGCCUCCGGGGGCCCGAGCUAA